Thalassophryne amazonica is the source of this 855-nucleotide messenger RNA. RefSeq names its product immediate early response 3 interacting protein 1 (gene ier3ip1). The record is from RefSeq and is a predicted model, not a curated record. Gene Ontology annotation, biological process: endoplasmic reticulum to Golgi vesicle-mediated transport. Bases 21 to 326 code for a protein of 101 amino acids. Gene Ontology annotation, cellular component: Golgi membrane; COPII-coated ER to Golgi transport vesicle; endoplasmic reticulum membrane. The transcript has 3 exons. Lineage: Eukaryota; Metazoa; Chordata; Actinopteri; Batrachoidiformes; Batrachoididae.
GCUUUAACAAGAGUUACGUCAUGCGGGUCGGGUUUCGCACCGUGCGCUGCGUGCUGACGUCAGGAGAAGCUGCCAGCAUGGCAUUCUCUCUCUGUUCUCUGCUGCAGAGUCUGAUUUUGUGCAUAAAUGCUGUCGCUGUUCUGCACGAGGAGAGAUUUCUCAGCAAGAUUGGCUGGGGUGUUGAUCAGGGAGUCGGAGGUUUUGGAGACGACCCUGGAAUCAAAGCUCAGGUCCUGAACCUGAUCCGCUCAGUCCGGACCGUCAUGAGAGUGCCGUUGAUCGCGGUGAAUUCGGUGUGCAUUGUCCUGCUGCUGCUGUUCGGGUGACAGUGAAGCUGGACAUCAACCACGCAACCACAGCGGCGUUCAUCAGGUCACAACUCCACUGAGAACCAACAGCCCGCCCACAUUGUGAUGUCAUCAAAGGAGCAGUUUCUCAUAAAAAAGCCAAAAUUCCAGAUUAGCUUCCAAACCGGACUGUGGACACUCGGUCAUGUGACCUAAUCGAAAGUUUGCACUUCCGAUUAUUAUAAAUUGUUAUGCUUUUCACAUGAAUGUUGUAAAAUCUUCCUUUUUAUUAUUUGUGCUUAAAUAAUUGAACUAAGUUGAUAAUUAAUGUUUAAAUUCAGAAAAGCACAAAUAAACAAAAUCAGGUCUGUUUGUAAUCAACAGGAAGUGAAAGUGUUUUGAUGGAUGUGCACGUGCACGUUGUUAUGUGAAAAUGUACCAAAUGUUAAUUUCUACAUUCCAUUACGUAACGUGUAACACAAAGGGCUCGUGCACAAUUUCAAGCAGAUUUUCUCUUUAAUUAAACUGUAAAACGUAACUGCAACAUUGGAGUUUGGUAGUGAUUUAA